Messenger RNA from Zasmidium cellare ATCC 36951, 735 nucleotides. RefSeq lists its product as uncharacterized. NCBI's taxonomy places the organism in Eukaryota, Fungi, Ascomycota, Dothideomycetes, Mycosphaerellales, Mycosphaerellaceae. The coding region runs from base 1 to 735 and encodes 244 amino acids. The record is from RefSeq and is a predicted model, not a curated record. The transcript is spliced from 3 exons.
AUGUCCCACAACCUAUACACGUCCGAGACGCCAGACGACGUCAAGAACGCCAAAGGCAUUCAUCUCGUUACCCAGAACACUCCCAAUGGCCAGGCUGUUCAGAUCUUCCUCGAGGAGCUGAAAGAUGCCUAUGGUCUGGAGUGGACUACAACGCUGAUCAACAUCUCUACCAACGUUCAAAAGAGUGACUGGUUCCUCCGCCUCGACCCUAACGGCCGCAUCCCCAUCCUCAUCGACAACACCCAGUCCCCGCCUUUCACCGUCCACGAAACCUCCGCCGAGCUCUUCUACCUCCUCAAAUUCGCCGACAAGCAAGACAAAUUCGGCUUCACCAACGACCUCGAGCGCAACCAAGCCCUGCAGUGGACAUUCUUCUGGCACGGCAGCGGAGCCCCCUACCAAGGCCAGGUCAACCACUUCUCCCGCGCCGCCCCCGAGAAGAUCCCCUACGCCAUCACACGCUUCAAGAAUGAGACGCUGCGUGUGUAUGGUGUGCUGGAGAUCCACCUCAGCGGCAAGUAUACCGGUGAGCCGAGGGAAUAUCUCGCGGGUCAUGGCAAGGGCAAGUACUCUGUCGCGGAUAUCAAGACUUGGCCAUGGGUCAAGGGAUGGGAGAGGACUGGUUUCACCAAGGAGGAGGUGUCAGCAUUCCCACACUUGCUGAAAUGGAUUGACCGCAUCGCUGAGCGACCAGCUGUACAGAGGGGUAUCGGCGAUGCGUAUGUCCAGUCGUAA